AUGACGACUCAAUCGACCAAUUAUUAUGAAAAUUCUCAGGAUUUUCUGGACGACGUCCAGUACUCCAAACACGGAGUCAAGAAAUACGAGUGGAUCUUCGGAGAGGGAUAUCUGUCCACUGGCGGACUCGAGACCACUAAAGAGAUUAUACCGCUUCUGGAGCUGAAGAAAGGUCAGCGUGUGUUGGAUGUGGGCUGCGGUUUGGGUGGACACGACUUCUUUAUGGCCGAAAACUAUGGCGUAAUUAUCGAUGCGAUCGACUUAUCGAAGAACAUGAUGUCCGUAGCUUUGCAUCACUUCAACAAAAAGCCACAAAUCGCUAACAAUAUUAAGUUCCGUAUCUGUGAUGUGACGGCCACUCAAUUCCCGGAAAAUUAUUACGAUGUGAUCUAUAGUAGGGAUGCGUUGCUCCACAUCAGAGAAAAGCCCCAAUUAUUUCAGUCGUUCCUCCGAUGGCUAAAACCCGGCGGACGAGUUGUCUUCACGGACUACUGUCGCGGAGAAUCCAACUCUUAUUCUCAAGAGUUUGAAAAUUAUGUCAAACAAAGAGAUUACACUUUGUAUAAACUAUCCGAAUAUAACACUCUUAUUAAAAAUACGGGAUUUGUUAAUGUAUUGGCCGAAGACAUCAACGAUAGGUUUGUCGACUCUCUUAACAGAGAACUCAAGAAACUUUAUUCCGAAAGAAAUGACUUUUUAAAAGAGUUUAACGACGAGGACUAUAAGGACUUAGAGGACGGUUGGGUCGCGAAGAUUAAACGCGCCAAAGAUGGUCACCAGACUUGGAGUCUUGUUAGAGCCUAUAAACCUAUUAAUUAA
Molecule: messenger RNA, 819 nt
Organism: Medioppia subpectinata
Lineage: Eukaryota; Metazoa; Arthropoda; Arachnida; Sarcoptiformes; Oppiidae
Source: the annotation of a GenBank genome assembly